Messenger RNA from Pseudogymnoascus destructans, 1047 nucleotides. RefSeq lists its product as uncharacterized. NCBI's taxonomy places the organism in Eukaryota, Fungi, Ascomycota, Leotiomycetes, Thelebolales, Thelebolaceae. The coding region runs from base 1 to 1047 and encodes 348 amino acids. The transcript has 5 exons. The record is from RefSeq and is a predicted model, not a curated record.
AUGAACCCUGGACAGCACCAGGAUGCCGAGAAGGCAAUAUUUGAGGGCCGUAGCAUGUAUCGGGGGCUCUGCAACGCUGCAUCUCUGGCUUCACAGAUGAAAGUUCGGAACCAAGGCAAGGGAAAAGGGAAAGGAAAGGGGCACGCAUCUCUAACGCCAUCAGUUACUCCACCAAUUCGAAUUAUGAUGGAUUUAAAGACAGCAUCAGGAUCCCUCGACGAUUAUAUAAAAUGGCGCAGCCGGCCGAACGUCCACCAAGGAGCCCAUAUCAACGAUACAAUUGGGAGGUAUGGAAAUAGUUUCAGCUGCAAUGUUCUCCAUUGCGAGGACAAGCAUAAACUUUUUAAGAAGUGGGCGGAGUCACUAAAUGGACGCUCAGUUGAGCGUUCUUUGAUGAUGCGCGAGUCAGUCAACACGACCAUUCGGCUCCUGCUCCAAGGAGCAUUCAAGUAUUCUAAGCCAGAGAUUUCAAGUCAGUUGAAAUCUCUCUACGAGAAAUGCCCAAGUCUUAUGGGCCAGAUUAUGCCAUCUCCAGAGCAACCUGAUAAUGUCGAAGAGAUAACCCCAGGCAUAUUGGAAGAUGCAGCACAUAUCCGGCCAAGGGCAAUGAGAUGUGCUUCACGGGCCUUCAUUCAAAAUGACCUCGAUCUCCCAUUAUCUAUGAAGGGGAUCCAGCACAGCAUCCAUUUAUUUCGCCGCAUUACUUUUGAGACUAGGAACGCAUUCUUUGUUCGUGGUAGCACCAUGUGUCGUUUCGACAUGCGCCUUGUUCAUGAGCGGGUACUAGGUGAGAAGCGGCUGUUUGUCCUUGUCACCGAGCUUGAAGAUUGCGGAGAGGAGGAUGAGCUGGUCAUGUUGCCGUUGGUAAGAAUCAAAAACUCGACACAGAUGAUUGUUGGUCUCCCAGGUAUUGGCACCAAGCCGGUUUAUAACGUUGACACAGAUCCCACAAGAAGGAAUGAACCGGCGCCAUUUGGGAAGGGCGGCUUGAGAUUGAACACCAUGAAAUACCACGCUGAGCAGUUAUCUUUGGCUGCUUCAAAGUAG